AUGGAUCUCAUAUAUUUCUUGCUAUGGCAGGCAUUAAUCCUGCUGAAAAUUGUGAACCCUUCGUUUGAAAUUAACUACGAAUAUGUUUUUGAGGAUGAAGAUGUGUUUAGUAAGUGUCAAGAUAAGCCACCAGGAUUUUUAGAUGUGGAUAAAUUGUUCGAUUUGUCGCUUAUGCACUUUGAGAUGCAUCCAGAUGGCCUUCACAUAACGGGAAAUUUAACUACUUGGUGGGAUGUAGAGCCAACGGAUCGCAUUGAGGGCUCACUUAACAUUUUACAUUUGGACCGUGGAACUUGGCAGCCGACUAUUCUUAAUCUUAAAGUCCGCGAUUUCUGCAAAAUAUUUUACGACCCGAAACAAUUUUGGUACACUAGUUUUGCAAAAUAUAUUAUCAAUAAUGAAGAUGCUCUCACAAAAUGUUUUAACAACAAAGGAACGGUAUAUUACUUGGAGCCAUAUAUCAUGAAGGCAUAUGCUGGCACUGGCAUGACGAUGCCUUCUGGACGAAAUCGUAUGAUACUUACCCUGGUGGCGGUUGAUGAGAAUAAUGUCAAACGACCAAAUGGAAUUUGUACUGAGAUAAUGGGUGAAUUUGUUAAAGUUAAAUAA
Messenger RNA from Drosophila rhopaloa, 609 nucleotides. RefSeq lists its product as uncharacterized. Lineage: Eukaryota; Metazoa; Arthropoda; Insecta; Diptera; Drosophilidae. The transcript is spliced from 3 exons. The record is from RefSeq and is a predicted model, not a curated record. Bases 1 to 609 code for a protein of 202 amino acids.